UACAGGCUGGUGAAUUGUGUCCACACACCCCUAACUAAACAACUCAUGAGGUCAUGAUGUCUGAUAUUCUUAUUUCCCUUUGUAAUGUUUACACUAAAAUAAAGCCAAAUGCAUUUUUUUCCAUGAAAUUAUUAGUACUCUGAGGACUGGGACAUAUGUUGACAGAUUUCUCUGAGGCCACGCCCAUUGUCUUGACUCUAGUGUAGGGCGCACAGUGCCCAUGCAGGACCGCAUUGGCUGUUGUGUUUUUUCACAAGGGUCCCAAACUACACCGAGAGUUGGAAUAUUACGUUACAGUCCUGCAGGAAAAUGGCGACUGUCAUUCAUAAUCCUUUAAAAUCGCUUGGUGACCAGUUCUAUAGGGAGGCUAUCGAACACUGCCGCAGCUACAAUGCCCGUCUCUGUGCCGAACGCAGCGUGCGCAUGCCCUUCCUGGACUCGCAAACUGGUGUAGCACAGAACAACUGCUACAUCUGGAUGGAGAAGUGCCACCGCCAGCCAGGUGGGAAACACCACCUGAUCCGACAUUGGCUCAGACACACACACACACACGCACACACAUACACACACACACACACACACACACACACACACACACAAACAAACACCUGCCUCAUCAAAUGCUUUUUCUUACUCUCUUCUGCCACUACCUCGUCAGAAGCCGAACUAGCCCCUAAGCGCGAGGGGCCCCCAGGGGAGGCCACAGCUUUGGAGGCCCUCCUGAGGGGGGACAGUCUGCUGGAGAAAAAAAACAACAUUUGUAAGGAGGAGGACACGUUGCUGGAAAUACAGAGAGUUCUGGAGGCGGAGGAAAAUGGGGACGGUCUCCAUGAUGAUGAAGACUUUGACAUGGAUACUCCAAAGAGAAAGAACAGAAACAGAAGCAAAAACAGAGGAUCCAGUCGCAGGAGGACAGAGCCCGUUAACAUCGACGACCAGGACAAACCUUACGUCUGUGACAAUAGAUACAAACAAAAGCAUAACUCAAAAAAGGCUGAAGAAGUCUGUGGAAAGCGCUACAAGAACCGGCCUGGCCUGAGCUAUCACUACACCCACACUCACCUGGCAGAGGAGGAGGGCGAGGAGGAGAAGGAAAUGGAGAUGGCCCCAUCUCCUCCAUACAACGCAGACAACCACAAACCUCAAAAGGCCCCAGAUGGCAGCAUCAUCCCCAACGACUACUGUGACUUCUGCCUGGGAGACCAGGACUCCAACAGGAAGACAGGCCAGGCCGAGGAGCUGGUGUCCUGCUCUGACUGUGGACGCUCCGGUCACCCCACAUGCCUGCAGUUCACAGAUAACAUGAUGCAGGCAGUGAGGACGUACCAGUGGCAGUGCAUAGAGUGCAAGUCUUGCAGCCUCUGUGGCACCUCAGAGAACGACGACCAGCUGCUGUUCUGUGAUGACUGUGACAGAGGAUACCACAUGUACUGCCUGAAGCCUCCAAUGACCAAGCCUCCCGAAGGGAGCUGGAGCUGUCACGUGUGUCUCGACCUGUUAAAAGACAAGGCCUCAGCCUAUGGAGAAGCAUAACUUCCUUGGACAUUCUUCUCAACACACACACACAAUAUAUAUAUUUGUACUGUUUGUCAUGCCCACACAUUAGCAAAAACUCUCUUUGAGAAUAUAGAAUCAAACACACACAGGUGCACUCUUUCUCACGCACACACAGACACACAUACACACUCUCCAGUGCAUUAGCAGGCUCAAAGUUUCCUGUGUGAGGCGCAAAGACCUUUGACCUCUCAUGUAGCCGAGCAACGCUCCAAACGGCAUGGACAUGCAAUCUCGACCACAAGUCAGCUACCAGCUGGUCUGCCGUUCAGUAAUUUCUCUACCUCACCACUCAGCAGACGGCCAGAAGCCAAAGCAAGAUUGAUAACGGCAAAUAGUAUGUGUAUGUGAAAUACUCAUUGUAAACAAACCGUAGAUGUUUCCCCCUGAAUUCUUGUGAGUAUGAUUUGGAAGACGUUCGUCUCAGACUCUCUGCUGAAGCUCUUUCACUUGCUUCCCUGCGGAUUUGACUGAUGUUUGUUUAAAUGUGUCCUCCCAGGUCCACUCAUCUUCUGUGUUUAGACUUUACAGUGACAUUCCUUUUUUGUAUCUGGACAGACUCAGUGAUAGUUAUGCCAUCUUUCACAUGUUUCUGUCAAACUUGGUGAAAUUUAUAUCUGCGCUAAGAUUCAACGGGGCCACAACAAAACCGCCUCAACCGUCAUUCCUGUUGGGGUGUGGUGACAUUUCUAAUCCACGUCUCGUUUUUGUAUCCUUGCAGUUACUAGGGUACCAUGGUGCUCAAUUCAACACUUUUUUCAAAAAUUGUAACAUUUCUUUACAUAGAAUGUUAUCAUUUAUUUAUUAUGGAUUAAUGGUCCAAUGUUACUGAUAAGAAGAUCAUUGUUACUGUAAAUCAGUGGUUCCCAAACUUUC
Molecule: messenger RNA, 2430 nt
Organism: Etheostoma cragini (Arkansas darter)
Lineage: Eukaryota; Metazoa; Chordata; Actinopteri; Perciformes; Percidae
Gene: dpf3
Product: D4, zinc and double PHD fingers, family 3
Exons: 11
Coding region: 310-1533 (407 amino acids)
Biological process (GO): nervous system development
Cellular component (GO): nBAF complex
Source: RefSeq, a predicted model, not a curated record